Molecule: messenger RNA, 1299 nt
Organism: Camponotus floridanus (Florida carpenter ant)
Lineage: Eukaryota; Metazoa; Arthropoda; Insecta; Hymenoptera; Formicidae
Gene: Tango2
Product: transport and Golgi organization protein 2
Exons: 4
Coding region: 265-1095 (276 amino acids)
Biological process (GO): Golgi organization; protein secretion
Cellular component (GO): Golgi apparatus
Source: RefSeq, a predicted model, not a curated record
AUUUCCGUGGUAUUGGUUAUAAAUAAGAAUUCUAACACACCUCAGAUUUGUGUGCAAACAACAGUAAUAUUAUCUUGAUUUAUAAAUGAAGCGAUUUGAUAAUCAAUUAUCAGUAUCACAAAAUAGAUAUGCAAUCUAGAGUAUAAAAGCUGUUUUUUGAGUCUCUUACCUCAAUUGUGAAUAAAAAUUUACAUGGUGCUCCAAUUUUAGAAGGGUCUAUUAAUAAAAAAAAAUAUAUAUAUAUAUAAUUGUGAAUACCAAGUCAUGUGCAUUUUGUUUAUUUAUCGCAAUCCUAACGCCGAUAUUAAAUCUUAUCGGCUAAUAGUUGCAACGAAUCGAGAUGAAACAUAUAAACGUCCUGCGUUAUCCGCUCACUAUUGGAAAAAGCAUCCUGAAUGUUUAGGAGGUAUCGACAUGGAACCUGGCAGGGAAGGUGGAACUUGGCUGGCUGUGUCAAUGAGAGGGAGAGCUGCUGUUAUCUUAAAUUUAGUUAAUGAAAAUAACGUAAUUAGUUCAGCGAAGAAAAGUCGUGGGCCUCUGAUAAGUAAUUUUGUUACCUCCAACGAUUCUAUAGAGGCGUACUUAAAUCAAUUACACAAAGAAAAUAUUGAUGGACAACCAUAUAAUCCUUACUGUUUGGUUUCUUUAGAUUUAAAGAAUGCAAAUACGUAUUAUUUAAGUAGCGAUGCAAAGUCUACUGGACCUAAAAUGUGUGACAGUGAUAUUAUAGGUAUCGGGAACAGUGGAAUGGAUGAUUCUUAUAAAAAAGUUGAAGUAGGAAAAAAAGAAUUUAAACAAAUUGUACAGAAUGUGAAUAUAUCAAAACAAAAUAUUCUUAUUGAAGAACUUAUUAAUUUCCUAAAAUCACAGACAAAAUGUCUACCAGAUCCCAAAUUACAAAAGAACUAUCCGACAACAUAUGAAGAACUUAGUUCAAUUUUUGUUUCUGGAGAUGAAUAUGGUACAAGGACACACUCUAUAUUAUUGAUUGAUGGUUCAAAUCAAGUAACAUUUGUUGAAGAAACUCUUAUGUCCGAUUUGACAUGGAAGCGACAGCAGUUUCAAAAUGAAUUAAUAUAUAAUAAUAUUUCUUGAUAUUCAGUUUAAUAUAUCAGGCCCAUAACUAGAUUAAAUAGGGACAUUGCUCCUAUUUGUUUCCAAAUCCUUUGCAUAUUUAAAAAACUAGGCAGUAAAAAAAAUCGAUUCUUUUAUCUUUCAAUUUUAGAAACUAUUAUGUUUUCUAAGUAAAAUACCGUUGGAUUUAUAUUAAACCUCGCAAAAUUGCGAAAAUUACAAUUA